Eruca vesicaria subsp. sativa (arugula) is the source of this 831-nucleotide messenger RNA. NCBI's taxonomy places the organism in Eukaryota, Viridiplantae, Streptophyta, Magnoliopsida, Brassicales, Brassicaceae. The record is from the annotation of a GenBank genome assembly.
AUGGCUUGCAGAGGUUGUUUGGAGUGUUUGCUAAAGUUACUCAACUUUCUUCUGGCUGUUGCUGGACUUGGCAUCAUUGGUUAUGGUAUCUACUUGUUUGUUGAGUACCAGAGGCAGACCGAUCACUCUCUUAACAGUAACGACCAAAGUUACGUCUCUUUUGGGAGACCCAUGCUUAUGGCUCUCGCACUCUCUUCCAGUGUCUUUGACAAUCUCCCCAAAGCUUGGUUCAUCUACUUGUUCAUUGGUAUCGGCGUGGCUCUCUUUGUUAUUUCAUGCUGUGGCUGUGUUGGUACUUGUUCAAGGAGUGUCUGCUGCUUAUCUUGUUACUCUCUGCUUCUCAUCUUGUUGAUCUUGGCUGAGCUUGGAGCUGCAGCUUUUAUUUUCUUCGACAACAGCUGGAGAGAUCAAAUUCCUUCUGACAAGACUGGAAACUUCGAUACCAUCUAUAAUUUCCUGAGAGAAAAUUGGAGCAUUGUCAGAUGGGUAGCCCUAGGAGCCGUUAUUUUUGAGGCUUUGCUUUUCUUGCUUGCCCUUAUGGUUAGGGCAGCUAACACACCAGAUGAGUAUGACAGUGAUGAUGAGUUUAUUGCUCCUCCUAGGCAAAUCAGGCAGCCAUUCAUCAACCGCCAACCCGCCCCUGUUACGGGUGUCCCUGUUGCUCCUACUCUGGACCAACGCCCAAGCCGCAGUGACCCUUGGAGUGCUCGUAUGAGGGAGAAGUAUGGGCUCGACACAUCGGAGUUCACAUACAAUCCCUCAGAGUCACACCGGUUCCAGCAAAUGCCGAUGCAACCAAACGAAGAAAAGGGCCGUUGCACCGUCAUGUGA